AUGUCUUCUAACGAAACAACCAACGCUUUUCAGGAUGUAACUAUUCCAGACACCAAAAUCGUUCAAGAUUUCGUUGUAAAGGCUCUAGAUGGAUUUAAUCAGACAGCGAAAAUAGAAGUUCGAGGUCAGACCAAUGAACUUUGCAAUACUGUUCAAUCAUUUGUCGAUAAAAUACUCGCUGAAGGAAAAACAUUCCAUAAAUUAACACAUAACAGUGUUGUCGGAAGCCAAAGAAUAGCCAAUUAUUGCACAGAUAUUAUAUCAUACGUCGAUACACUUGCGAAAGAAAGAGUAAGAGGUGAAGACUUUUAUGAAGCGCUUAAAGAUUUACUGGUGACGGCUGGAGAAUGUAAGGAUGAAGCUACCGCGUUAAAGAAAGGAUACAUUCAAAUUUGUCAUAACUUGAAAGAGAUCUCUGCAGAAUUGCAAGAAUAUGAUAAAUAUCUUGAAAGUAAUAAGGUUGAACAUGAUAGAAACAUGACUGAUAUGGGUAAUGGAAAAAAAGCGGCCAAGCGAAUAAAAUGGACAUGCAUUCUUAGUAGUACAGGAAUGACUAUCCUAGCUCCUGUGACUGGGGGUAUUUCUUUAAUCGGUACAGCCAUUUUUGCGCAUGUUGCCAAUAAACAGGAUACAAAGGUGAACGAAUGUCGCCUCUCUAGAAAUGAAUCUCGUGCUAUGUUGCAAAAAUUGAAUGCCAUCAAAGAGCCGAUUACAGGAAUCACUACACAAACAGAUUACAUCAUCGAUAUUGUUGACAAAUUUCAAGAGUUUUGGGAUAAGCGAGUCAUUGAAAUUGAACUCCUCAUUGAAGAUUUUGAGAAAAAGAAAGAUAGUAUGGUGGGUUACAAUAAAUUAAUCGCGUCUCCAGUUAUUAAGAAAUGGACAAACGUUCGUAAUCAGUACACUUCCUAUUCAACCAAUGUCUUGACCUCGUUGAAUAAUACUACAACUAGUAAAAGAAUUGCAGUAGAGACUUAG
Molecule: messenger RNA, 978 nt
Organism: Entrophospora candida
Lineage: Eukaryota; Fungi; Glomeromycota; Glomeromycetes; Entrophosporales; Entrophosporaceae
Source: the annotation of a GenBank genome assembly